AAGGAGCAGCAGGGGUGAAUCCAGAAAUCACUCACGCCCAGGGCUGGAUCUUCUCAUCCUGCCUUAAUUACUCCACUCUACAUUUAUUUCUUUAUGAAUCAUCUUUUUUCUUAUUUUCCAAGGAUUAAAAACUGGGCUCUUGGGCAUAGGCCCCCGGCUGCAGCCAGAGUUGCCCGAGGUGUAAAUCGGGCUCUGAGCAGUAGCAUGGAGAACACGGCACAACGCUCAGGCAACGAGCCAAGUGAGCUACCGUACGAGUUGAUAAAACUGAUUACAAAGGAUUUCAGCGAGGAGCUUGGGCGUGGUACAUUCGGAAUAGUUUAUAAGGGCGUGUAUGCAGAUGGUGCAGAGAUUGCCGUGAAGGUAUUACGCAACAUUUCUGGAGGACUGGAUGAUGUGGAAUUUCAGAAAGAAUUUGACAAUCUUAGGGGGCUCAAGCAUCCAAAUAUUGUAGAGCUAGUGGCGUUCUGCAAUGAAAUAGUGGAAGAACCUGCAGAGUUUCAAGGACAACAAAUUACUGCCGGACGUGUGCGUACCGCACUCUGCUUCGAGUAUGUACACAAUGGUGGCCUAAACAAGUUUAUUAGUGAUCAAUACACAGGACUUGGCUGGCCUGAGCGCUACAAAAUAAUCAGAGGUGUUUGUGAGGGUCUAGCAUAUCUUCGCUUGGAAAUAGAGAAUCCAAUAAUGCAUCUCGACUUGAAACCUGAGAAUAUAUUGCUAAAUAAGAAUAUGGAAGCGAAAAUCGCAGAUUUUGGAAUAUCAAAGCUCUUCGGUGAAGAGAACACAAAAAAGACAAUGAGUGUCAUAGGUACAAUGGGAUAUUGGCCACCAGAAUACAUAAAGCAUCAAAUUAUAUCAAAAGAGUUUGACAUAUUUAGUUUGGGUGUAAUCAUUGUAAAAAUAAUGGUCGGACAGAACUACAAUUCUAUUGUCGAGAUGACAGCCCGGAAAUCUAUCAAGCUUGUACAUGAAAGUUGGAAAGAUAGGCUAAGUGCAACGAUACCGAGUCACAAACUUGAAGCAUAUUGCAAUCAGGUGAAAAGAUGCAUUGAGAUAGCACUAGAUUGCUUGAAGUCAAACCGACAAGAAAGGCCUACUAUAAAACAUAUUGUUGCUUGUUUGAAAGAGACGGACACAAUGUUCUAUGAAGAUGAUGGAGAUUCAUCCACUCUUUCUUCAGAUAUCAACAAUAUCACCACACCUUCUUCAGAAACCAGCUUCAUCCCGCAAUCAGAAAAUGGGCCAGACUUGGAGCUGCUUGAUUCAGAACACACGGAGCUGCUUCACGUCCAACCCCGGGAGCUCUGCUUCCCAUUCAUGUCGUCGUUGGAAGUACUACCAAGAAAGAAGGCCAUGAUCUCCUGCUCGCUGCAACUAAACAACAAGGAAAACGACCGCGUCGCAUUCAUGCUUGUGGCCAAGACUCCGAAGAAGUACUUGACAAGGAAGCCGCUCUGCGGCAUUGUACCUCCAAGGUGCAUCUACACUCUCAGUCUCACAAUGCCCAAGCAGCCACCAGUGACAUCGUCAUCAGACAGCGGCGGCGACUACUUUACACUGUACACCACCUUAGUGAGCCAAUACGACCCCCGCGAUCACGACAAAGAUUCCGUCUCCGUCAAGUACCACAAGCUCUUUGAGAAGGCCAAGCAGGCCGGCGAAGAGGUGCACGAGCUGACGCUGAGGGCUAUUUGUGAUCAACCAGCUCAAGGGGCGUCGUCGUCUGAUCAGGUAACUAAUUAA
Molecule: messenger RNA, 1746 nt
Organism: Triticum aestivum (bread wheat)
Lineage: Eukaryota; Viridiplantae; Streptophyta; Magnoliopsida; Poales; Poaceae
Product: putative receptor-like protein kinase At4g00960
Exons: 7
Coding region: 94-1746 (550 amino acids)
Biological process (GO): protein phosphorylation
Molecular function (GO): protein kinase activity; ATP binding
Source: RefSeq, a predicted model, not a curated record